UAUAAGUCUGUGAGUCACUGGCAUGGUUUGGUUCCUCGCCGCCGCUGCAUCCCGAGCUGCCUCCCGAUGAGCCGCCUCGUCCUCUCCGCUCUCGCCCUCCCUGCAGGGAUGUCCGUGGCCGCGGCUGCGGCAGGCUUCCAGCUCCUCUGCCAGGGAGUUGAGCACCCUGGGGAGAAAAAGGCCAGCAAGGAAGAGGAAAAGGCAACCAUGGGGAAGAGCAGAAGGCCUAUCAAGCCGUGCAACCUGACCGGCUGGUGGGAGAAUGAUCUGGGCUCCAAGAUGCAAGUGUUCGAGGUUGGCAAGGACGGAACCUUCUCUGGCCAGUACCACACCGCUGUGUCAAGCACCAAGAAACCCAUCCAGCCGUCCCCAGUGACUGGCUCCCAGCACCUGGAUGAGGAUGGACAGUGCACCUUUGGCUUCACUGUCAACUGGAAGAAGUUCUCAGACUCCACAGCUGUCUUCGUGGGCCAGUGCUUCAAUGGGGAUGACGGGAAGGAGGUCCUGCACACCUCCUGGCUGCUGCGAGAGAAAGUCGACUCAGAGCUGGAUGACUGGAAAGCCACCAGGACUGGGCACAACACCUUCACUCGAGCGGGCUGAAAGAAGGACCAGCAUCUUAUCCUGGCCACACCUGGGAGACUGGAGCCCCCUCAGCAGGAUCAGUGUGUACCAGCAUGCCCUGAUGUUUCCAGCUCUGGAGGAAGUUAUCUCAGAAAACAACAAAUAAAAUUAAAGAUAUUUAAACACAA
This is a messenger RNA of Serinus canaria (Common canary), 752 nucleotides long. Its product is annotated as avidin-like. The transcript is spliced from 5 exons. The record is from RefSeq and is a predicted model, not a curated record. NCBI's taxonomy places the organism in Eukaryota, Metazoa, Chordata, Aves, Passeriformes, Fringillidae. Bases 67 to 603 code for a protein of 178 amino acids. Gene Ontology annotation, molecular function: biotin binding.